Penicillium longicatenatum is the source of this 1098-nucleotide messenger RNA. RefSeq names its product heme-dependent oxidative N-demethylase family protein. NCBI's taxonomy places the organism in Eukaryota, Fungi, Ascomycota, Eurotiomycetes, Eurotiales, Aspergillaceae. The record is from RefSeq and is a predicted model, not a curated record. The transcript has 3 exons. Bases 1 to 1098 code for a protein of 365 amino acids.
AUGCAGUUGCUAAACGUUCAGAUAUUGGCAGCAGUGAAUCAGAAAAGAGCCAGGGGUCAACUUCCCUAUAUUGAGCCAUGGUACGAUUUUGAUUGGAGGGCGCAACAGCCAAAAGAGCUACGUCCUUUCAAGCCGAUUUAUAACAUGAGUAUGGGUAUGUUGAUGCUCAGCGUGAACACAUUCCUCUGGUCUUGGUUAGUGGGCUUAAAUAAUGCAACGAUAGGUCUUCAAAGAGAGUCUUUGUCAAACCUUAUAACAAUUGACAGUCAGUAUUUGGACCGGACCACAAUACGCCGCGAAAUUGUCUCGCAAUACCAAAACACCGUUUACGGCUAUCGACCUGGCGGUGAAGGAGCUGUAUACGAGCUUUACUCUUAUAUCCUGACACACUACUUGCCUCGUCGCUUUCCGGGGCUGUUCAAAGUUGAGUCUGGUGAAUUCAAAAAUCUCAUGACAAAGCAAAUCUUCCCCGCAGAGCCCCCUAAAGAUCCCGAGACCUGCUUGAAGAUCCUGGCUGAGACAAUCGAGGAAGACAUUUUUCUACUUAAAGAGACAGAAGCUACUCAUAUGUGCCUUGCUUUUGCAUGUUGCUUUCCAGCGGGGUUCGAUCCGUCUUCAAAGCUUGGGGCGGACCUCGCCGCCAUCCAUGGCCCAGUGCCCCACUACGAUAAGAUAGGGCCAAGUAUGGAGCGAUAUUUUCGCAAAAUACAGCCUGGGCAAGUUGUCAGGCGGAUGAAUUGGAAUGUCCAAGUGGACGAGGAGCUUAUAAAUAUCUCUGGAAAUCACAUUAAAAAGGGCGAUUCAUUUGUCGAGGACGACAACAUCGAUUGCUCAAAGGCAAGCUUGCUUCUACUCUAUGCCGCAAAUUUGAGGAUAGAGUUGCAGUCUCUAACACGUCUUCCGGACACAAAAUUCAUCUUGUUCUGUUUCAAGACGUUUAUGUAUCCCCUUGAAAGUCUCAAACGCGAUGGUUCUGCAGCUGAUUUGGCGGAUGCGAUUGAAGGUAUGAGGAAGGGGAAUGCACCAGACAUGCAUAGGUAUAAAAGUGCAAUCCGCUGGGGCAAAAGUGUUGUUGAAUAUUUGCGCUCUUCGGUAUAG